CCUCCCCGCGGCCGCCGGCCCGCUCGCCGCGCUCCCGCAGGCACCAUGGAGGAAUCCGGGGCAAACCCGCGAGCAGCCGCUGACUUUUCCUCGGGAAUCUCUGGCCUGGCGCCUGUGGGGUAAGACGAGCGGGGGAGGUGCUAGCUCAGCCGGUCCCAAGUUGCCGGGGAAAAGGCCUGGACAGAGUAUCCGCGUGUCCGCGCAGGCUGAGCGCGCGAAGUCUUCCUCCCGCGGCGUCCGCGCCGCCUCCUUCGCCUCCGCCCAGGUGCUCCUGGCGUUCCUCUCCAUUCGCUCAGUUGCCGGAAAAUAAUGGUAACAUGAACAGCGGGACGUGAGCGCGUCACCGGAGGAAGGGGAGAGAUUGAUGGGCAGAGCGCUUACUUCCAGGAAGAUCGCAUUCCGAGGGCUGCCCGCGGAAACGCGCGCGCCUCCGCCUCCCGGUGCGCCCGCUGACAUCUGUAGCCUCCGCGCCCCCAGCUUCCCGGGUCGCCGCCUCUGCCUGGGGACGAGCGGUGGCAGCGGCUGAGCAUCCAGGAGUUUGUGGACCUCUCUCCAAACAGGAGUUCCCCGGGACCCCGUGUCCCUGCGUCCCCGUGGAGCGCACGAGCACGCUGGCUUCGGAGGGAGUUCAACUUGAGUUCAGAUGCCCCACUCCCUCUGAGUCGUGCAGAUUGGUGCUGAGCACGCAACAAAAGUUUUUAGCUACUCAGUUUCUGGUGCUUCGCGGGGGAGAGGAAAGGACUGUGGCAUUACUCACACGGAGCAGUCAGGGAACCAUCUCCUUUAACUUUUCACAUCUGCUAUCAUUUGCAAUGAAGAGGAAACAGAAGAGAUUUCUGCAGAUGACUUUGUUAUUCAUGGUGGCUUUAAUAUUCCUGCCCAACAUUGGCCUCUGGUCUCUGUACAAGGAAAAGCACCUGGUGAAAUCUACGGAGCCUGGGGAGCAGCAGACAUUUCCACUGGGCCUGGGAGAUGGGCAAUUCUAUGCAUGGACAGAUGGUUUGAGAAGAAAAGACUGGCAUGACUAUGAAAGCAUUCAGAAAGAGGCUAUGCGCUCAGGGAAAGGUGAACAUGGGAAACCUUACCCCCUCACUGAAGAAGACCAUGAUGACUCAGCUUACAGGGAAAAUGGUUUCAAUAUUUUUGUCAGCAACAAUAUUGCUCUAGAGAGGUCUCUGCCUGAUAUUCGCCAUGCUAAUUGUAAGCACAAGAUGUACCUGGAAAUACUGCCAAACACCAGCAUCAUCAUCCCAUUUCACAACGAAGGUUGGACUUCACUCCUGCGUACCAUACACAGUAUAAUUAACCGAACCCCGAAGAGUCUGAUAGCAGAAAUCAUUCUAGUAGAUGACUUCAGCGAUAGAGAACACUUGAAGGAUAAGUUAGAGGAAUACAUGGCCCGGUUCUCCAAAGUGAGGAUCCUUCGCACCAAGAAAAGAGAAGGGCUCAUCCGGACCCGCCUCCUGGGCGCAUCCAUGGCCAGGGGAGAAGUCCUGACCUUCCUGGACUCGCACUGCGAGGUCAACGUGAACUGGCUGCCGCCGCUCCUGAACCAAAUUGCACUAAACCACAAAACCAUCGUGUGCCCCAUGAUCGAUGUCAUUGACCACAAUCACUUUGGGUAUGAGGCACAAGCUGGGGAUGCCAUGCGAGGCGCCUUCGACUGGGAAAUGUACUACAAAAGAAUCCCCAUCCCUCCAGAGCUCCAGAGGGCAGAUCCCAGCGACCCUUUUGAGUCUCCUGUUAUGGCUGGAGGUCUCUUUGCUGUGAAUCGCAAAUGGUUUUGGGAGUUAGGUGGCUAUGAUCCAGGUUUAGAAAUCUGGGGAGGAGAACAGUAUGAAAUCUCUUUUAAGGUUUGGAUGUGUGGAGGAGAAAUGUUCGAUGUCCCGUGUUCUAGAGUUGGUCAUAUCUACAGGAAGUACGUCCCUUACAAAGUCCCAUCUGGGACCAGCCUGGCAAGAAACCUGAAGCGGGUGGCUGAGACCUGGAUGGACGAAUUUGCCGAGUACAUUUACCAACGACGCCCGGAGUACAGACACCUCUCCACCGGGGACAUCUCCGCCCAGAAGGAGUUGCGCAAACAGCUCAAGUGCAAGGACUUCAAGUGGUUCAUGGCUGCGGUGGCCUGGGAUGUGCCUAAGUACUACCCUCCCGUGGAGCCCCCGCCCGCGGCCUGGGGAGAGAUUCGAAAUGUGGCGGCCAAUCUCUGUGUGGACAGCAAGCAUGGAGCCACGGGCACCGAGCUCAGGCUGGACAUCUGUGUCAAGGAUGGUUCUGAAAGGACAUGGUCUCAUGAACAGCUCUUUACCUUUGGAUGGAGAGAAGAUAUUCGACCUGGUGAGCCCCUGCACACCCGGAAAUUCUGCUUCGAUGCCAUCUCACACAGCAGCGCUGUCACUCUCUACGACUGUCACGGCAUGAAGGGGAACCAGCUCUGGGGACACCGGAAGGACAGAACAUUAUUCCAUCCUGUGAGCAACAGCUGCAUGGAUUGCAACCCUGCAGAGAAGAAGAUUUUCAUGGCCAGAUGUGACCCUCUAUCUGAGACUCAGCAGUGGAUGUUUGAACAUAUUAAUAUGACUGUUUUAGAAAAAUUUAACCACCAUGCCAGCUCCUAGAAAGAAAAAACAAGGAGUGAUUACCUACAGAUUCUGAAAACUAAAUUUUCGCCAGCAUCUGGGUCGAAGGAAUCAGGAAUAACAUUUUCUAGAUCUAGGAAACCUGGUUGAAAGAUUUGUAAAUGCCACGUCGAAGUAGGUUGUCCUGGAGAACUUCCUGCAUCUGAAGAACUUGGCUGAGAACCUCACCAGCUGCUUCUGCGAACUUGAGACUAGCAGUUCCCUUGCUGGCCAAGGGCAAAGAUUAUAUAGGGACUUUUCAAAACAACUGCUGAGUUAAUAAAUCCUAGCAUUUCUCAGGUCAAAUCCUGCAGUAGUGAGUAGCUAUGAAUGGAUCCUAUCGUCGGGGUGGGAGGGGGGUGGAAAUAGAGUGCAUGACUGCUCUGACAACCUGAAGAUACCAGGUGUAGGACUAGCCACGCUGGAGAGGUGAGCUGUACUCUUGGUGCCAUUCUCUGACUCAGAAUGGGUUAAGCAGGUUUAACCCUUAAAAGUGCUGCAGAUGAUUUUAGAGUGCUCAUACCAUUCUGUUUUCUUGUUGUUGAUGUUUUUUUAAAUGAAGGUGUGCUAUCUAAUGUAAGACUUAAAUUACAUCAUGAAAUGGACUUCCAGUGUUUCCAUUCUUGCACUGACCAUUUUCCUUUUCAAGCAAAAGUAGCUUAUUGUUCAUAAGAGUUCAUGCUCCAUCAAUCAGCUGAAGUUCUAAUCCAGUGCCCUUGUAUGAAUCUAGUUUAAAAACAAAAACAGAACACUAUAUUCCCAAGUUACUCCAAAGAGAAAGAUUUCACAGAAGCAGCAAACCGUGUAAGGUAUAGGAGAGGGAUUUCCUUAGAAAAUCUAUUUUUACUUUUCUAUUAUUUUUAGAAUUUUAAAAGUCCAAUGUUUGUCCAUUCAUAAUUUUUAUUAAGGAAGGGAAUGGAGUGAGGUUGAUGUAAUUUGUUUAAGGAGAUUCUUAAACCCAAAUAAAUCUACACUCCAAGUGACGUGUGAAAAUGUCUUGGUUCACUUCAAUUCUGUUUGAUCAGGCCUCGGGACAUAGAAGUGGUUUUACUUGUUUGUUUUUUGAUUUUUUUUGUUUUAUAUCAUUGAUAUUAAUGAUGUUUUUGCUUUACUUGGAAGUGCACAAAAGGGAUUUUCAUUAAUAAAGUGCUUCUGACACCA
Messenger RNA from Miniopterus natalensis, 3779 nucleotides. RefSeq names its product polypeptide N-acetylgalactosaminyltransferase like 6 (gene GALNTL6). The record is from RefSeq and is a predicted model, not a curated record. Gene Ontology annotation, cellular component: Golgi apparatus. Lineage: Eukaryota; Metazoa; Chordata; Mammalia; Chiroptera; Miniopteridae. Gene Ontology annotation, molecular function: polypeptide N-acetylgalactosaminyltransferase activity. Gene Ontology annotation, biological process: protein O-linked glycosylation.